AUGUCUAUAUUGAUGGAGAGAAUUGAUUGUUUACAAUGGGGUCUCUUGUGCGAUGUUCUACUGACAUACACUCUUGCCCAGUCACGUGAAGCUAUCCUUACAGGCAACCCCCCACCAAGACCAAGAGGAGAAGAAUACAACCCACUCACUCUCACGCCCGUUUCCAUCGACUUUGUCCUUUUGCUUCGCUUCGCUCUACAUCGUGAGACUGUCGAUUUUCUCUCCUACACUUCAAUCCACUCUCUAACUCAGAGCUCCCCGCCAGCCCAUCCACCCCUCAUCCUAAACAUCCCGUCUCCUGACGUAGACCGCAAUCAUGUCUCAAUCCGGGACUGCAUAACUGCCUUCAACGACCUGAAGCUUAGCAAGAAGUACAAGUACAUCGUCUACAAGCUCUCCGACGACUACAAGGAGAUCGUUGUCGAGCACGCCUCCGACAACAGUGACUGGGAGGACUUCCGUGAGAAGCUCGUCAACGCUACCUCCAAGAGCCGAACUGGCGCUGUUGGCAAGGGUCCCCGUUACGCCGUCUACGACUUCGAGUACAGCCUGGCCUCCGGCGAUGGUAUCCGAAACAAGAUCACCUUCAUCGCCUGGUCUCCCGAUGAUGCCGGUAUCCAGCCCAAGAUGAUCUACGCUUCCUCCAAGGAGGCUCUUAAGCGAUCGCUCACUGGCAUUGCCACCGAGCUCCAGGCCAACGACACUGAUGACAUCGAAUACGACUCCAUCCUCAAGACCGUCAGCAAGGGUCUUGCUGGUUAA
This is a messenger RNA of Fusarium proliferatum ET1, 762 nucleotides long. RefSeq lists its product as uncharacterized. The coding region runs from base 1 to 762 and encodes 253 amino acids. The transcript is spliced from 9 exons. The record is from RefSeq and is a predicted model, not a curated record. Gene Ontology annotation, cellular component: actin cortical patch; cytoplasm; actin cytoskeleton. Lineage: Eukaryota; Fungi; Ascomycota; Sordariomycetes; Hypocreales; Nectriaceae. Gene Ontology annotation, molecular function: actin filament binding. Gene Ontology annotation, biological process: actin filament severing; cell motility; actin filament depolymerization.